AGUACAGAAAGUAGCCGGCACAAAGGAGCAGCAUGAGAUGUGUGCUGAGGAAAACCUCAAGCUGUCAGAGACAGAAACUGAGGAAACACCAUCUGUAAGACAGAGAGUGAGCGGGUGAGUGAGAGAGAGAGAGAGAGACAGAGAGAGACAGAGAGAGAGAUGGGCAGGAAACAGACACUGGAUACACACAGAGAGGAAGCAUUCACAUUGCUACUCACACGCAAACUUAGUUCCCUCGCAAACAAACCAGGUGGUUUGUGCACAAGACCUCCUGAGAUGUGAAAACUGCUGCUUUGGAAUCUCUAAAGGGCACAAUUACAGGACUUUUGCCUGGAGGACAGCUGUCUGUGUGUGGACUCAGGAGCGUUCAGUGGAUGGGGACCUGAUUAAUUUGUCUACGUGAAGCUCAGCCUGUAACUGGCGGCGUGCAGCCUGGUGGAGAGAGCUGGGGGAGGGGAAGAUGCACCAGCCCAUCUGAAGUACUCCCUGAAAUAGACUCGGCACAGGGACGCGUGGUGUCAGGGUGGUAUCCUGUCCAACGUGGAAGAAUGGUGUUGGGGUGAAACCCUGGUCUUCCUAUUUCAACACUCUUCACCUUCCAUUCACGUGCAGGCUGACACUUUGAUUAAUAACUGUUGCCUAGCAGCAUUCUUUCCCAGAAGGAUGUCCAACACAAUGCUCUUGGCGGACAAUUUUACCCUACAAUGGGGAGGAAAUAUUUCCACACUUCUGGGAAUCGUCUCCACUUCAGGCAGCUCUAACUGCACCAAGAAUGAUGCAUUCAAAUACCCGCUGUACAGCACCAUCUUCAGCAUCGUGUUUGUGGUGGGCCUGAUGACGAACGCCGUGGCUAUUUACAUACUGACCUGUAGUCUGAAGCUGCGGAAUGAGACCACGACCUACAUGAUGAACCUGGUGGCGUCCGACCUGCUGUUUGUGUUCAUGCUGCCUCUGAGGGUCUUCUACUUCAUCAACAUCAACUGGCCUUUUGGAGAUGUUCUCUGCAAGCUCUCUGUUGCCUUGUUCUACACCAACAUGUAUGGCAGCAUCUUGUUUCUCACCUGCAUUAGCGUGGAUCGCUUUUUGGCCAUUGUGCACCCUUUUCGCUCAAGGACGCUGAGGACCAAGCGCAACGCAAAGAUAGUAUGUUUUGCUGUGUGGGUGGUGGUGCUCUCAGGGAGUAUCCCCACGGGAUUUCUGCUGGAAACCACCUCGCCUGAGAACAACAGCAGCAAUACCAAGCUAUGCUUCGAGAACUUCUCCUCCAAACAGUGGAAAUCUCACCUGUCUAAGGUGGUGAUCUUCAUAGAGACGGUGGGUUUCGUCAUCCCCCUGCUGCUUAACGUAUGCUGCUCCAUCAUGGUGCUGCACACGCUGCGCCACCCACAAACCAUCAGUCAUGGGGGUAAGCUCAACAAAAAAAAAAUCCUGCGCAUGAUAAUUGUGCACCUCUCCAUUUUCUGCUUUUGCUUCAUUCCCUACAACGUGAACUUGAUUUUCUACACUCUGGUCCGCACAAAAGUCUUGAAAGGUUGCUUUGCGGAGUCGGUGGUCCGAAUGAUCUACCCGAUCGCCCUCUGCAUCGCCGUGUCCAACUGCUGCUUUGACCCCUUUGUGUAUUAUUUCACCUCAGAGACCAUCCAGAACUCAAUCAAGAAGAAGUCACAGCUCAGCCGUUCGUAUGAUGCCAAGUUCUCCGAGGCGCUGCAAUCAGACAGCAGCUCGGACCUGCAGUGUAGCCUGAGGAACCUCAAAGCCAAAGUGUUCCACAUGGAUUCGUCUGUGUGACAGUCCUACACAUAGCGUCAAGCUUAUAAAAUCCAUCUUUCUACUGACAAAUCACCCUCAGGGGACAGUGAAAAUGUAUUAUGUUUGGAAAGCGCUUUAUGACACACUUACUAAAGAAGUAUUUUAGGAUCUCAGGGCAAAUCAGCUGCUUUGCUCUGUUACUGCUGUAUGACCACUUUGUUGAUGUGCAUUUUUGCUGCGUGCUUUCUGUUGUUAUGCCAUCAUUGUAUUCAGUGUAGUGACACUGAUGGUAACCUGGGAUGGAAUGUGAUUUCUGUGCCUCUAUAUGUGUGCAGUGUUUAAUAAGAUUAUGAGAACUGAGUCAUGAGAGUACUUUUUGUAGUUGUUGUUGUUGUGGAGGUGCCAUUUUGGUAUCAGUUCAACUUUUUUCUUCUUCUUCUUUAUUUUUUUUUUUGCCAUUACACACACAGAGUGUAUUUUAGAUGCGGCAGCAAAGUUCUGGACUAUAUAAAACAAAUUUCACCUGCAACAUACUGUGAGUUAAAUGAAAGCAUUGUCAUAUUUUUUGUAACACUUGUAAAUUAAAUGUGUAUAUCUUA
Molecule: messenger RNA, 2348 nt
Organism: Thalassophryne amazonica
Lineage: Eukaryota; Metazoa; Chordata; Actinopteri; Batrachoidiformes; Batrachoididae
Gene: lpar6a
Product: lysophosphatidic acid receptor 6a
Exons: 1
Coding region: 664-1788 (374 amino acids)
Biological process (GO): positive regulation of Rho protein signal transduction; phospholipase C-activating G protein-coupled receptor signaling pathway
Cellular component (GO): membrane
Molecular function (GO): lysophosphatidic acid receptor activity
Source: RefSeq, a predicted model, not a curated record